Messenger RNA from Emericellopsis cladophorae, 807 nucleotides. RefSeq lists its product as uncharacterized. Bases 1 to 807 code for a protein of 268 amino acids. NCBI's taxonomy places the organism in Eukaryota, Fungi, Ascomycota, Sordariomycetes, Hypocreales, Bionectriaceae. The transcript is spliced from 3 exons. The record is from RefSeq and is a predicted model, not a curated record.
AUGGUGCAAGACCCCGGAGGGCUUUUCUUUGCCCUAUAUGUGGGCAUUGACGAGAGACUCCCAUACAACACGGACGACGGUUUCCGCCACUUCCUCCUCAAUACGACGAACCAGACACAGCUCAGCUCCUUCAUCAGCCAGACGGCAGACCACAUUUUGGCCACCUUCCCUAUCGUCCUCACAGCCGAUGUAGGCCUGUUUGUCGCUAACCCGGCCGACGGCUCUGAUGCAAUCUACAGCGCCAACUUUACUAACGACGACUACCACGGCACCUUGGUCUGGGGCUGGCAGCUGAUCAUGAUGGCGAAGGACGAAGCGCUGCACAGCAAGGUGUUGAGCGCGUACAACAGGCUCUGGGAUGUGAUUAAGGAUAAUCGGAGCAUCCUGGGCAACGAGGUCUGGAGCUGGAAGUAUGGGGAUGGAGAGGGGUUUGUGACGGUGCCCCUGGGGGACUACAAUCCGACGGAGAGCAAUAUUCGGCAGUUGUGGAGUCUGACAUUCUUGACUGUGAAGAGAAACGAGGCUCUGAAACGAUACUUUGUCUUCGUCGCGACCCAGAACAAGUCAUCAUCAGGGUUCCCCUUGGAGCAACCCGUUCUAGAAGCUCGAGACCGGGGAGGCGAGAGAGAAGUUUUGCGGAUCGCGUCGCAGCGUCGGUUGGCGCCAGCUGUGUACGCUAUCAUGCCGAAUAAGGUCGAGCGCUUGGAGUCUAUUUGCGUGUGGGUGGUAUAUCUGGAAGAAGAGGAAGGCGAAUGUGAGGAGGAAGAGGGGGAGCUUGAUGAAGAGGACGAUGAAGAGGAUGAAUAA